AUGUCGUGUGCAGUGUACAAUUGUAAAUCUGGUUCUCACGCAUUUGACAGAAAAAUUAAAUUAUUUUCAUUUCCACAAGAUCCGGAGAUUAAAAGAAAAUGGCUUGUUGCCUGUCGACGAACCGAGGGAGAAUUGAAGGUAGAAAAAGCACAAGUCUGCGAACUACAUUUUGGACCAGGUUACAUUGAAAACAGAGUGACUCGAAAGACAACCAAAAACGUAACUCCACGAAUGAUGAAGAGGUUGGUGAAAGGGUCAAUUCCAACUCUUCAUUUGGACUUGGAGAAAAGAAUCCAGAAAAAGACAUUCAACUUCUGGACACAAUGUCAACCAUCGACAAGUGAACCAAACCCAAAAAUGCCGUAAGAAUCGUAGUAAA
Cyphomyrmex costatus is the source of this 379-nucleotide messenger RNA. RefSeq lists its product as uncharacterized. The transcript has 2 exons. Gene Ontology annotation, molecular function: sequence-specific DNA binding. The record is from RefSeq and is a predicted model, not a curated record. Lineage: Eukaryota; Metazoa; Arthropoda; Insecta; Hymenoptera; Formicidae. The coding region runs from base 1 to 366 and encodes 121 amino acids.